Messenger RNA from Lycium ferocissimum, 1121 nucleotides. RefSeq lists its product as uncharacterized. Lineage: Eukaryota; Viridiplantae; Streptophyta; Magnoliopsida; Solanales; Solanaceae. The record is from RefSeq and is a predicted model, not a curated record. The transcript has 2 exons. Bases 189 to 908 code for a protein of 239 amino acids.
AGACGGGUUUGGGCUCGUUUCUGGGCUAUCUGCAAAAGACUUAUGGUGAGCUGUUUGGGGUCUUGACGUGUGUCUGUUGGGGGGAGUUUUGGGCCUCCAAAUAGGCCUAAAUAAAUGGCCUUUUGCUUAUUUUGUUACGACAUCAAGAUAUCACACUCUAAAACCAUCUUCAUCCUGUGACAACCCAAAUGGCUACUUCUGAGUCCAAAUUGAGCAUGAAGCUAUUGAUUGACACCAAGGCCCGCAAAGUCCUAUUUGCCGAGGCUGAAAAAGGUUGUGUCGAUUUCUUAUUUCACAUUCUGUCAUUGCCAGUGGCCACUGUCAUUAGGCUUCUUAAGAGAAAACGGAUGAGUUAUGGAUGUUUGCCUAAUCUAUAUGACAGCGUAGAAAAUAUGAACGACACCUACAUUCAGUCCAACCAAGGCAAGGAUAUCCUUUUAAAACCUAGCUCUUCAGUUGGCAUAUCUUCAGUUCCGUUUCUAUUACUUAAUGAAGUUCCGGCACAAAGGACAUUUUAUGGAUGUGGUACUCCUAGUUAUAACUGUGGUUCUUCCAAUUCUUAUGUUACUGAUAACCCCAGUGCUAAAUGUCCAAAUUGUCAGAGGCUUAUGUCAAGAAAGUUGACGUAUGUUGCUCCACCGGUAGCCGAUGGAGCUGUGACAGCUACAAAGGGUUUUGUGAAGGAGCUGGUGACCUAUAUGAUUAUGGAUGAUUUAGUUGUUAAGCCCAUGUCCAUUAUCUCUAGCAUUACCCUUCUUAACAAGUUUAAUGUCAAGGAUGUUGGUGCGUUGCAGGAGGAAGUAGUACAUUUUGGAAUGGACGAGGCUGUUGUAUUGCUGAAGGCAUCAUUCGAGUCCAAAACAGUUCUGACAAGUGUUUUUAUGAACCGCAUAAGAGCAUCGAAAUAAUCAGGAGUUGUAAUGGAGUUGGAUGAAGUUUAGUAAUUUUCCUUUUAGUGGUACUUUGUCAAGUUUGAGAUACUUUAUAUCAUCAAAAUGUUAAAAUGAUGUAUGGGGGAGCGAGUCAAGUGCGGAUAGUCUAGCUAACCUAAAAUAAGGCUUGAAGAAAUUAAUGGUUUUUUGUUUUUUAGAACCCCUCCCCUAUAUUAAAAGGGAUAACUU